CGACAGGCUCUAUCUUUGUUACUAGUUGUCUAGUAAGUAUGAUGUCUCAUUUCUUUCAUGUUCAUCAAGUAAAAUUUAUUUACUAGUCUACUUGUCUGAACAAAACUAGUACUUGCCUGGAGAAAAUGAAAAGCAUCUACUAGCAGACUAAUAUCAAUGUUGUGGCACCACCAUCAACGAACUACUCAUCUUCUUCCCCUUGAAUCUGUAUUAAGUUGCAGUAACUUCAUUGAAAUUGUAAGACCACUUAUUUGUAGUUUAUCAGGACCACGAGCGCUCACCCCCUCAUAGGUGAGCCAACUCCUAUCCUAUCCUCCAAAAAAUAUGAAGCCGUCUGGUUCAAACCCCUGUCUAGGAGAGGAGAUUAGUUCCGGCAACCCUUUCGCAGAGAUGGAUUUAGGCGAUUUUGACGAACCUAAUGAGGACCACGCUUUACUCAGUAUGGGAGGACAUCAGAUGAAUGGACAAGGGCAACAGAAGAUGAAUGUUAAGGACAAGAACGUACAGUAGAAGAAGUAGAUCAUGUCAUUUUUGUAGAAGCUUUUUUAUAAAUGGAUUUAUCCACUCUAGCCACAUCUAAUCUCACGCCUGGACAGAGUCCGCCUGGGGGUCCACCCGCAUUGCAACAGAUGCACUUGCUAAUGCAGAUGCAGCAAAUGAUGAGCAAGAUGAUGAAUGACCAACAGUUAAGACUUUUUUGCCGGAUGUAAGUGCGUCGUAGUAGUAGUUCUAUCUUUGAUCUGAUGAUGAAUGAGUUUACUGUAUACUGGAUCUCUUACGAAGACCAUCCUCUUAGGUGUAGCUUUUCCUCCUAGGGGAUUCAUGCUGUUAGAUUGUGGAGAAGAUGACAAGAAACAAACAGAAACACGUGACUCAUUUUAUACAAAUGAUUGUGAUAAGCUCGUCUAAAGCGAGGAUCACAGCAGCCAGGCGGCCAACCGCAGCAAGCGGGCGCCCCACCACAGCAGCCAGGCGGCCAACCUCAACAAGCUCAGCAAAUGGGAGGUCACAUGGCCCAGAUGCCUUCGGGACAGCAGAUGAUGGCACCGCUAGUUAAGACCAUCAUGUCAACGUCACUCCUGAUCUAUAUCCACUUACUCAAUUAUAGGAGAAAGAACAUUUUAAAGUUCUCCAUCUGAUGUUCUCCAUCUGAUGUCUUGUAAUAUCAUAAUGUCUUGUAGUCCUUGAUGUCUAAGUUUCGGAAUGCUCUUCCUGUCCCUCCUGGUUGUAAUGCCUUGAUGUCUAAGUUUCGGAAUACUCUUCAAGGAAUGAUGACAGGUGAGCAGGAGUUUCGGAUCCUCAUGACAGCUGAGGAUCCUUCGCUCCUGCCGGCUCCUGCCGGCUCGAUUUUAAAGUUCUCCAUCUGAUGUUCUCCAUCUGAUGUCUUGUAAUAUCAUAAUAUCUUGUAAUAUCAUAAUGUCUUGUAAUAUCAUAAUGUCUUGUUGUCCUUGAUGUCUAAGUUUCGAAAUGCUCUUCCUGUCCCUCCACAACAGCAGCAAGUCGCUCCUCCACAAGGCGUGGCACCUCAAGGAAUGAUGACAGGUGAGCUCCUCAUCGCAGCUGAGGAUCCUUCGCUCCUGCCGGCUCCACCACCAGGCGUUCAGGGUAUCCCCGAGUGGGCAGACGCGUAUCAACAAGGAGAGACGGCACCAUUGUACUUAGGAGGAGAGAAAAGAAAGGAAAUCUUGGACUUCAACUCAAAAAAUAAAUUAAUGACUAACUAAGGAAAGCACCUACAAUCUAAAUAAUUCAUCACCCUUCUUAUUAUGUAGUGACUUUCACUUUCUUGUCAUUGAGGAAUCUGAGUGGUUGUUCUUCAUGGUCUAGGAGUAAUUUAACAUGAACGACUUACUAUACAGCAAUAGUUUUCAAAGACGACGAAAAUCCGAUAGCUACUAGUGAAGAAUGUCUGUCUACUAUGCAAGCCUCAACAACAAUAUAGCACCUCCUUAUCAGCUUUAAUCAGCUACAAUACUGUUGAGUCUCCUUGUACUGUCUGAAACCCCGCUAAUGCUUGGCUGGAUCAAGAAUUCAGUAAAGGAAGGCAGAAAAGGGCCCUUUGGUUUUGUCGCUUCAGAAAGCUUCGCCCAAGGAGUCAAUUUGUUUGCUGCUGUCUGCUCUCUAUCACCGCAAACUAUCGCAAGAGCAGAGGAAGAACAGCGCUUGAUGUUAAGGUCAGACUUUAUCCAUCUUUCUCGGCAUCUUCUUGGUCAGAUUUUUCCUUGUAUUAUCCCUGUGAAAUGAUACAACAAAGGUAGAAGUAAAGGGGUCGAGAUGUUGAGGGUCGACGCAAGAUGAAUAAAAGCGGACGCUAAUGAUGAAUCAGGGCGGCGUCGCCGUGGGACUCGAUAUCAAUGAUUUAUUUCGGCGGUAUUUUGCUGGUUCUGACGUAGAGGUUCGCUUCGAGGUGCAUCGGCAUCCUACCGACGUUAUGACAACUACGUAUAACUCAUACCAAGUAGUUCUAUAAACUGAUCUAAAGGGUCAAUACUACGUCAACCCACCUUUGACAGACGGAAUAAGAUUUUGUUCUUAGACUGGAGAGACGUCCUAUUGCUCAAUCUAGAUGAAUACUAGUAGUUUUAGUUCUUAGACUGAAGAGACGUCCUAUUGCUCAAUGUAGAUGAAUACUAGUAGUUUUUGUUCUUGGUACGACAACACCUCUUCUAAUGAUGCGUCCAAGCUUCAAGCAGGCAACUGUGUGCGUGUGGAUGGAACUUUCGGGGAGUGGUGUCCUGGGCAACCACAGGGUGUAGGGAUGGCACCAAUAAUGCAACCAGCUGGAAUGGUUGUUACGAGGAACUAUCGAAAAAUCUUUCAAAAAAGUUUUGUUGUAGGUUCGUAGGUAGAAGUAUGGAGACCACGUUGUAAAAAAAGAAUAUUAUAUACAUAGAUUGAAGACCAUUUUUCUGUUAUACAAAUAAGUAUGCAGUAUUAUCAAUACGUAAGAAGUCAAUGCAUCUUAGACUGAAGAUUGUAUCAGUAUCCCUGGUCUACUGCUCUGAUACGUAUUUUAGGCUGAAGAUUGUAUCUAUCAGUUUCCCUGGUCUACUGCUCUAAUGUUCCUCCACCGGUUUUCAAUCCAGCUCCUGCGCCACCAAUCUACAACCAAGCGGCUUUUCAACAGACAGCUUUAAGGCAGGCAAGACUAAGAUGAUGUAUUCUUUCGUCCUGUGAAACAUUAGACAUUUGCAUUCCUAUUUCGAAUCUAUCCACCAGCAGCAAUGCAACCUCUAUCUCUGCCACAUUAUUCAUCACCACUAGCUUAAAGUCUUAGUACUAAGUCACCUCUAUCUCUGCAAAAUUAUUAUCCACCAGUUUUCCUGGCUAAUAACAAUACUCCCCUAAAAUGGCAAUAGUUUCAAAUCUCAAUCUCUCCUAAUCCAUCCCCAAGAACUAAAUUCUAGUUCAAAUUAUCUCUUCCAACCCCUCCCCCACUAACCUCAAGAGUUCACCUCAUCUUCUAAUUCACCCACCAGUAGCCUCGUCACCAGUAGGUGUCCCUUCGAUUCCCCAGUACGGAUCAACCACGACACGCAUGAUCCCGCAGUGUCGUCCGCUGAUCAAUCCAGUCGCUACAGCGCCACUCGAUCGGCAUCUUGGCUUCGUAUCGAAGCAAAAUCUCACGUCAGCGUCAGGAGAUCAGGGAGUGGCAAUGGCCGGCCAGCAAAGCAUGAUCAGCAGCAUGCCACCACCACAAGGACAGCCAUCGCAAGCAUUAUGUCUCUGUCAGUAGUUCAAGUUCAAGUUCCUUCAUGAACAAGGAGAAAUGAUGAUAGUUAGUGCAUGGAGUAGAAUUAUAACCCAAUUAUACUGGUGAAUGCUUUAUAUAAUGAAUGCUUGCUCCUUUAACCUCGAUCUCGGUUUAUUGUUGCUGAUUUUGAUUGUGUUGAGUUGGAAGUCUGAAGAUACUGAAUGAUCCCGUCUAAUGCAAAGCGCAGCAUUAGAAGGUGAUGACGAUUUGACUGGACAGGAUAGGCAAAUCGAACGCCUUUACCGAAGAUACAGAGAGGAAAAGCAGGAACUGCUCGCUUUGCAGGAGAAGCGGAAAACAGCAGACUCUAGAAAAGCAGCUUUGAAAGAAAAAGUCAGGACAUUGGAGAAGGAGUUGAGCAGCGCAAGAGCCCAAUUAGUGCAGGAGUUUCCUGAACAAGAAGCUAAGGGAAGAGAAAAGAAGAGUGACAGUGAGAUGACUUCUUGAGCUGAAAAUACAAAGAUAUUACAUUCUAAAAGACCACUACGCCGUACUCAGAAGUUCUGCUUGUUUGAGGUUGAAGUUGUUGCAUAAGGUUUGAAUACUGAAUAUUCAUACUAACUUUUCCCUCAUCUAAUUCAAGCAAGGAGCAGCUGCGAAGAUAUGAGGAGCGAGAGCGGGAAGCACAUCUGUGUGAGAAAUUGCGAAAGUUUCAAUCAGACUACUUGUUGGGACUAUUAUUCGACGAUGAACAAGAGGCAGCACACCCACAGGCAGGGAAUAAAACUAUAGGUGGGACGAGCGCUUCCUCGUUCGGAGUGAGAAUGAAUACUCAACAUUCCUCGAAUACAACAACGACUGGCGGGAGAAUGAAGAGCACUCAGUCGUUGUCGAAUACACUGACAAGUUUACGAAGAUUUUCUUGGUGUAAUUUGAAAUAAGUAGGAGGUAGGUAAAACUGCGGACGGCGGACACCCUCCUAAAAAUCCUAAUCCUAGGUAGAUGAGCAACAACAUCCUUUUUUUGUUUGUUUCGCAUAUAUGACUGAUUCUUUCUAAUUCUGACGAAUACUUUGGCCAGCAUGAUGAAGAAAUUGCCUGUGCGCGGACGGGAGAGAUCUAGAUCGCCAUCAAGGAGACAGCAUCGAUAUAAAUGACUCUUCAACAGCGGAGGAGCAUGAGGACUUGGGGUUUCCUUAAUAGCAGCAAUGUGUUGAUUCCGAAUCAUGGGUCCCUUCAGGGAAGGGACCAAGACUCCUUUGAAUGGGACGACCAAUACUCCUUUGAGUGGGUCUUUACAACAGGAGCAUUAGAGUAAAUGACACACGGGAAUGGAAAGGACAUGUUGAUGUUGCUGCUGCAAAAGCAGAAGAAGGAUUUUAUUGUAAAACGCAAGUGAGGCUGUGGAGCGGGAGACGAGGUUCUCUAAAGAAAAGGGCCUGAAGAGUCUUUAAAAGGGACUUGGUCCUAGGAUUGUUGGCUGGGCAUGAAGAACCUGACGCAGUCAAAUGUUGACGGAAUAAAACCACCUACUUGGUCUCUAAUGUUGCUCUGCAACUCCCGUAAGACUUGAACUCUAACUCCAACUUGAACUCUACUUUGACUCCUAUUGGUGUCUGCAACUUGCCAUCUGGAUGGUCACACAAGCCUCUGCUGGAGAUGGCUU
Molecule: messenger RNA, 5359 nt
Organism: Amoebophrya sp. A25
Lineage: Eukaryota; Dinophyceae; Syndiniales; Amoebophryaceae
Source: the annotation of a GenBank genome assembly